This is a messenger RNA of Sebastes umbrosus (honeycomb rockfish), 2599 nucleotides long. RefSeq names its product myosin-4-like. Bases 12 to 2120 code for a protein of 702 amino acids. The transcript is spliced from 2 exons. The record is from RefSeq and is a predicted model, not a curated record. Lineage: Eukaryota; Metazoa; Chordata; Actinopteri; Perciformes; Sebastidae.
UACACAACGCUAUGCGCCACGCAGCGAUGGAGAAAUCACAUCUCGUCCGUGUGUCAAAGGAGCCUCAACGGCUUCCAAAAGACUUUUAUGACAAACCUCGACAUAAGAACUUUAAACUGGAGUCAAAAGAACGGUCGCUGACAGUGGAGUUGGAAAAAGUGAGGGAGGAAAGUGUCGUGCACCUGCAAGUUGUGCAAGAUCUGCAGAACCAACUGAUGGAUGCAAGGACGCAACUGAGAAGGGAGAUUAAGGAAAAGGAGACGCUUCAGGUGGAGUUUCAAGACAUCACAAAGAAAAAUAACACACUGACAAGAAAGCUGGAGACGGAGACUGUUGAGGUGGCCAGACUUCAAUUUCUGGACAAAGUAAACCAAGCAGAUAUUGAAGAUCUGAGGGACGUAUAUGACCUCGAGCAUCGUGCAGCUCAACAAGACAAACAUGAGCUGUUACUCAUCAGCGAUAAAGAUGAGGAAAUACAGAAGCGGACCUAUGCUGGAGAAGAGAUGAGUCAAACACUGCAUGAUCUUCUGAAAAAAGAAGUCUCUCUGUGUGAGCAGAACAGGGAUGCCACCAAUGAGCUGGCUCGACUUGAGUCUCUGACAGCAAAACAAAAUGAGGAGACGAGAAACCUGAAGACAGCUGUUCAGGAUCUCCAGUCCCAAGUGGAGCUGGCUAACGAACAAAUCUUCCAAAUGGACGAGCACAAAGCAAUCCAAACCAGGAAAAUUGCUUAUUAUCAGGAACAGUUAGAAGAAUGUUACAUCCUAAACACCGAUUUGAAGCAAUCAGUCCGUGAUCUUAAACACCAGCAAGAGGCGAGGCAAGAGGAGGAGAUAAUAGCUGGCGUUGAUCUUCAGCACCAGGUAAGAGAAGGUCAGGAACUCAUCAGGGAUAAAGAUGAGGAAAUACAGAAUCUGACCUGUGCUGGAGAAGAGAUGAGUCAAGCACUGCAUGAUCUUCGGACAAAGGAAGUCUCUCUGAGUGAGCAGAACAGGAACGCCACCAAUGAGGUGUCUCAACUUGAGUCUCUGAAUGAGAAUCUGCGGAAACAAGUUCAAGAACUGCAGAAAAACGGGAAAAUCACAGCUGAUGAGAACCAGAGCCUUAUCGCGAAGGUGGCUCGCAUUAAAUCACUGAGACAAGCAGAGACUGAAGAAUUACAACAGAGUGAGGAACUCAUCAGGGAUAAAGAUGAGGAAAUACAGAAUCUGACCUGUGCUGGAGAAGAGAUGAGUCAAGCACUGCAUGAUCUUCGGACAAAGGAAGUCUCUCUGAGUGAGCAGAACAGGAACGCCACCAAUGAGGUGUCUCAACUUGAGUCUCUGAAUGAGAAUCUGCGGAAACAAGUUCAAGAACUGCAGAAAAACGGGAAAAUCACAGCUGAUGAGAACCAGAGCCUUAUCGCGAAGGUGGCUCGCAUUAAAUCACUGAGACAAGCAGAGACUGAAGAAUUACAACAGAGUGAGGAACUCAUCAGGGAUAAAGAUGAGGAAAUACAGAAUCUGACCUGUGCUGGAAAAAAGAUGAGUCAAGCACUGCAUGAUCUUCUGAAAAAGGAAGUCUCUCUGAGUGAGCAGAACAGGAACGCCACCAAUGAGCUGGCUCGACUUGAGUCUCUGACAGCAAAACAAAAUGAGGAGACGAGAAACCUGAAGACAGCUGUUCAGGAUCUCCAGUCCCAAAUGGAGCUGGCUAACGAACAAAUCUUCCAAAUGGACGAGCACAAAGCAAUCCAAACCAGGAAAAUUGCUUAUUAUCAGGAACAGUUAGAAGAAUGUUACAUCCUAACAACCGAUUUGAAGCAAUCACUCCGUGAUCUUAAACACCAGCAAGAGGCGAGGCAAGAGGAGGAGAUAAUAGCUGGCGUUGGGCAGCAGAGAGAUGAGAACUUCUCUGAGACGACAUCUGGGUAUCAGAGCGAUGAGAGCCUCCCAGAGUCUCCAGCUUCUGUGUCUCAGACCAGAAGUUUCUUGUGCCGUUCUGCUAAAUGUCUGCUGAAAGUAGGUCUCCCACUUGCCAUCACCGCUCUGGGUGUAGGCCUAGGGUAUAACUACCUGAUGGACUAUGCCUACUACCAGCUACUGCCCUACGCCAACAACGUUGAAAUACCUUGCAUGUAAACUACAAUCCCUACAAACUACAACUCCACUUUAAAUCCUAACAACAAAUUAAUUUAUAAAUAUAGAUUAUGAAUGUGAUAAACAUAAUUUAUAUUUAUAAAUGAAUGGGCACGGUGGAGCAGUGGUGAGCACUGUCUGUGGGGCCUUUCUGUGUAGAGUUUGCAUGUUCUCUCUGUGUCUGCAUGGGGGUUUUCUCCGGUUGCUCCGGUUUCCUCCCAAAGUCCAAAGACAUGAAGGUGUGAGUGUGAAUCAUGACCUCUCACCUGACGUGAGCUGUGAAGGCUCCUAGUGGGUGAGAGGUACGGGCAGCUGUUGUUCAGGAGGUAGAGAGGGUCGUCUGCUAAUCGUGAAGAUUAGUAGUUCGGUCCCCGGCUCCUCCAGUCCGCAGGUUGAAGUGUCCUUGGGCAAGAUACUGAUCCCAAAAUUGCUCCCGAAGGCUGUGCCAUCGGUGUGUGAAUAAGCUUUUUGUGUGAAUGUUU